Molecule: messenger RNA, 1658 nt
Organism: Mizuhopecten yessoensis (Yesso scallop)
Lineage: Eukaryota; Metazoa; Mollusca; Bivalvia; Pectinida; Pectinidae
Product: polyglutamine-binding protein 1-like
Exons: 6
Coding region: 131-1036 (301 amino acids)
Molecular function (GO): protein binding
Source: RefSeq, a predicted model, not a curated record
UUCCGAAAUGAAGGAGAGUUCCGAGUGAGACCAAAAUGCAUGGAGAAGUUAUAUCUGUAUACCUGGUCAUGUAAUCGUAUUACCAUUACAUUAUAUUGCUGAUUUGGCCUGCAUAUAGGAGAGAGGAAUCAUGCCCCUUCCAGCGGCAUUGUUGGCGCGUCUGCAGAAAAGGGGAAUUGUUAAAGAAAAGGAAGAAAAACCAGUCACACUGACACCAGUGCCAGUGUCAAGUUCGGAGCCAGUUGAAGAGGUUUUCGCUGAAGAUUAUGAUGAUCCAACCAAAGACCAGAACUCCAAUUUGGAAGAAGAAGAAAGUCCUGCUAUAAUCCCUGAACCUGAAAAUGUAGGACCCCUCUUCUGGGAAGUGUCUGCAUGUCCCAAUAAAAAUAACCCUUAUCACAAAUGUGUCGCUUACUGUCAUGAACGAUGGGGAAUGGAAACUUUCAAUGGCAGUGAAGAUAUGCUGAGGAAACGAGAUCGAAUGCUUCGGAGACAUCCACUCCCGGAGGGAUGGGAGGAAGUCGCAGACUCGGAAAGCAACAGGUACUAUUACUGGAACGUACUGACUGAUGAAGUGUCCUGGCUGUCACCGUCUCACCCCUUGGCAAAUGUCACAGUUUCUGCACAGAGAGUCAAAAACAUUUCCAUGGACAUUUCUGCACAUCUGGAUGGUUUUGACAGCGAGGAAGAUAUGGAAACGAAAUCAGAGAGUGAUCUGAGCCCAUCCUCUAGUGAUUCUGAGUCUGAGGAGGAGGAGAUGGUGGUGGAAGAAAAACGGCCGAGAGGUGGACAAGGUCAUGGUCAAAGGGGUAGGGGACGUGGCAGAGGUGGGCGACGGGAAAAGGAUGAACUCGAUCCAAUGGACCCCGCCUCUUAUUCCGAAGUUCCCAGAGGGACAUGGUCAACUGGACUAGACAGACGAGGAGAGGCCAAAACAGGGGCAGACAUCACAGCAUCUGGACCUCUCUUCCAGCAACGUCCCUACCCCAGUCCAGGGGAAAUAUUACGCAGGAAUCAGGGCAUGCCGAAAGAGUAAACAUAACACAUUGGAACCAAGGAACCAAGGCGUGACAUUUUCUCCAGAUAAAGUUAUGCAUGUUUGCAUUUAAUCGAGGUCUGGACGCGUAUUCAUUAAACUGUUCUCACGCUCAAGCCCAGAUUCUGUGCUCAAGCCCGAUUUCUUGUGCCAGUGAUAAGGUUAUUAAAAAAAUCAUAUUUUGUCAAUAAUAUGUCAGAAAUUUUGAAAGACUUAGAGCUGAUUACUGUUUUCAGUGCUUACAUUAGACUUUUUGGCCAUGUUACAUGAUUUAAGCGGCUUACGAGAAAGUCGGCUUGGGCACAGAUGUCCGGCUUGGGCACAGAUGUCUGGCUUGAGCACAAGAAUGGUUUAAUGACUACAGGCCCUGCUUGUACCUUGAAUCUUUCAGUCUUUUUACGUCAAAGUCUUUUCAACAUCUGGAAAGUGUCGGGGACAGUGUCACGUCACCAAAAAGGAGGACAUAAAAACAUUGUGUUUCUGGUAUAGAUGAAAUCUAUCAAAGUCACCUGUUAUGCCUUGUUCUGUAUGUUUAUACAAGUAUAUGAAGAACAUGGUUACCUGUUUCAUCAGUAUCUUAAAUCAUUUCAUUGCAUUGUAAAUAAAAUCAUUUGACUGAAAA